GGUAUUCACUAAUUAACAAAUGCGACGAAAAGCCUAUUUCCUGAUAUCUCUAAUCCUCUUCUCACUCAUCCCACCGAUAGAGCUCCGACGCGGAGGCGGAGGUGGGCUUGGCGGCUCACGUGGCGGUGGUGGAUCCCGUGGAAGUAGUGGCGGUGGAUUUGGAAGCCGAGGAUCGUCGGGAGCACGAACAUCUUCUGGAGGUGGUUGGCUCGGUGGUGGCUCGAAAACUAGUGGAGCUGGAAGAAAUGAUUACUCAAGGGGUACCAACUUGGGAGCCAACACGAAUCGGGGAUCAAAUAGCGGUGGAGGAUGGAAUUCACACUCGAAUACCGGAGGAAACUGGAAUAAUAAUAAUCAUGGAAGUAGUAUGAAUACUGGAAGCAAAGGCGGUUUCCUGGGCGGUUUAUUCGGCCGAAAACACGGUCAAUCGUCCCACCAAACGGGUUACGGUACCCGUAGUCGUUGGGGUGGCGGAGGUUCCAGAUGGACAAAUUCCGGUUUGGGAUCGCGAUCUCGAGGAAGUACAUUUAAAAAUAUGGUUGUUGGAGCUGCCGCCGGAUACUUGACGUAUCAAGCAGGAAAGGCUAUCAUCAGAGCAGCAGCCGGACCAAUGAUGUGGAACAAUCGCCCCUACUAUUGGGGUUCGAACUACUAUCGGCAGAGCCCGGGGCACACGAAUAUGUGUCGAAUGCCGAUUGAGUCAGGAGAUCAACAAUUUGGAAAUGUUUAUUUCCAGGACAACUCCCGACCGCGAGAGAUUACAUGGGGCUGCGGAUACUACGAGUAUUGCUGCGGCUACGAGUGCUGUCGAGGCGGUGGAGCAACAUCGGAUCGAAUCGGCGGACGCGGAACGUCACUUGGGUACGCGUUGGUCAUCGGUUUCUUGGCUAGACGAUUGAUGUUCUGAAAAAGAGAGAAUGCUAUAUUGUCGACAAAAUCGGAAUUCAAUGAUCAGCUUUCACCAACAGCUCAACAAUUUCUCAAUUCGGGUUCAUUUUUGUGUAUUUUCUGCAGAAUUUAAUGUAAAAAAUAAAUAUUUGCACUUU
Messenger RNA from Caenorhabditis elegans, 1046 nucleotides. It is a transcript of the gene H06I04.6, whose product is annotated as CX domain-containing protein. The record is from RefSeq and is marked reviewed. The transcript has 6 exons. Lineage: Eukaryota; Metazoa; Nematoda; Chromadorea; Rhabditida; Rhabditidae. The coding region runs from base 20 to 907 and encodes 295 amino acids.